AGCUAAUAAAUAUGCUGUAAGAGACAUGCUAUACUAUUUAUGGAAGAGUACUUUGAUUACAACAGAAGAAAUUGAUAAAUUACAAGUACUCGGAUCGCAUAAAGAAAUGCAACAACUUCGCGAAAAUCUAUCCAUCUUUACAUCAACAUUGAUAGAUACUCGUUGGAGAUUGAAAUUUCAUAUGGGACUUUAUUUUUUUGAAAAUGUUGGUACGCCACAAGACGAGUCUGAUCCCUCUGAUGUAAAUAAAUUAGAAUCUGUAAUCUCUCAAACACCGAGUUUUCCACAUCGCAUCACAGGAGACACAUUUUUUUAUAAAAGAGAUAGUACCUCCGAUGAAAUUAAAGUUAAAUCUGACAGUAGUUCGGAGUCUGGCUUAUUAAGCAGAAAUAAACGCAGAAAAUGUUCACGAAUUACUGCAGAAAAGACGGAUCAUCUGACAACGAAAGAUAAACUAUCCUUAAUAAAUUUAAUGUUAGCCUCGAAAGAAAGUCUAAUUGUACAUUGUUUAUGGAAAGGCAAUUUUCAGAAAGCGCAAGAGGUAGUUGAGAUGUUCCAUAUGGAAAACACACAAUUGGAUGGUGAGAUUCGAUUUUCAGAAGCACUACACACGUUUAAGCAGAAUCUAUAUAAACACAUUCGUACUUUAGACACAAUAGAUUCCUUUAAAGAAAACUCAAAAACUUCUACACUAGAGAAUAUAAAAUUUGCUGCACAGGAAGGUGUACAGUCCUCUAAAUAUAUCAACCAACUUGAAACAUUUUUAGCAUCUCAACAAGUACAUUUACUAAUAUUAGAUACAAAUAUUCUACGUAGCAACGAAAUAUUAACUUUUAGCGCGCUAGAUUUAAGUUUGACUAUGGGCCAAACGUAUCAGAUCUCGAGUAAUCUAUGUGAUGUAGCGAUGAAGUAUCUAAAACUCUGUGAAACGUUUGACAGCACAGGGCAUGCGAAUUUUUUUUCAAAAAUUUAUCAAUUGUUUUACGAAAAUAGAAAUAAUGUGUCUGUGAACGUUAUACUGUGUGAUGUCAGAAUUCCAUUAUAUAUAAAGGAAUGGAGAGAAAACGAUGCCACUUGGAACGAAUUUGAAAAUAAUUAUCAUAUGCUAUAUGACUUCAAAAGAAUAGAGAUUAUGGAGACGCAGUCUUGCAGCAAUAAUUAUAUUUUAGGAUUAAAAACGAUAGAAAAAAUAUCCAAUAUUUUUGAUAGCGAGAAAUAUCUUUACAACAUUUACUUGUAUCUACAGCUUAUAUCUACUAUCAUUCCAGACGACACUAAUAUACAAACAAUAUCUGAUUUAUUAAAGACUCCAUUACAUCAUUAUUUUGGAUAUCAGAUAUUCGAUUUGAAUACGGAACCAGAUAAGCUCGAAAAGGUCGCUUCUAAUUUGCAAGUGAACUUAAUAUACAGUAUCCUUGUAAACGCAUAUCCGAAUAUUUCUUGUUAUGAUAAAAAAAAGUGCAGUAGUAUCAAAGAUUCGGAAUACAUUAUACUGAAUAAAAAUCAAGAAGAAUUGGAUGUAAAAAAUGUAAUAAAAAGACCAAAUCAAUAUAUUUCGGAAAUAUUGGCAGAACUUCUACAGAUUUUAUGCAACAUAAGUUCAGGACGAUCUCAUUUGGAUAAUUCGUAUUUGAGAAGUAUUUCUGAUCAUACAGAUAUACGAAUGAUUCUAAACAAAACAUCAAAUCUUAUCAAUCUCGAUCUCGGCGAAUUAUCUGUAGGAGACGAAACAUUGACAUUUUUUUUGAAUGUUUGGAACGUUAUGUUUCUUCAUGCGAGUUUAGAUGUAUGGUCCAAAGAUCCGCCUCUCGAAAGUUUGAGACAUACGAUUUCAUUGACAUCGAUCGGUUAUAUAAUUGGUGAUUUGGGCUUAGUGACACUCGCUGCUCUUCGAUCAAAAUUAUUGGGUAAGCUCGCGAACGAUAUUAAAUUCUUCACGCGAGUGGAAGAGCUCAACGAAUUGGCAUGGCAGGAUUUAGAUCUUGUGCAAAAUCCAAGGAUUAUCUUCGCCAUGGCUAAUGAGUUUUACGGCACGCCUGAGAUUCGUGCUAGAGAAUGCAGUUGCUGCAAGGCUGUGAUAUUUUCAAUGUUUAACAGACGACAUCACUGUCGACGAUGUGGCCGUGUUAUUUGUGCUAUGUGUUCUCGGCAUCGUAUGCAAGUUGCUGGUUAUCCCAGUUCCGUGUUGGUACGCGUGUGCGAUGAUUGCAAACAUCAAACGAUAUUACAGAUGCGUGCGGCGCAAGGUGUUCCAUCGACAUCCAGUAAUGAGCUAUUUGAUUAUUGGCGAUUGACAAAAGAUGAAAAACAUAAUCACACCAUAAGAGAAGAGUUCUCAUUUGAAUACGCGCCAAAUAUUUCGCUGUGUCUUGCUAUUCUUAACUUAUAUUGCGAUUCUAAAAUAUAUACCAGUUUCUUAUUAGACCGUUGCGAUGAGAUGAAGCGAUUACUCCAACCCGUUAGUGGCGACAGGAUAAAUCCCGAAAUCGAUCAUGCGGUAAUCAUCAAGAUGAUACGUUCUCUGUUAACUGCAGCUAAAAUGAAAUGCGCGAAAUUUGGAUUUAAUACUGGCCUCGCGCACUGCGAUCGAUUCUUAUCGCAAGUGGAUCUAAUUGCAACUCUAGUCCAAUCCGAUUGUGUGACUCUUAUACCGAUGGACGAUCUCGACGAGCACACGCUGAGGAAAUUGCGUGAUCUCCUCACCGAGAAGGAGCGUUGGACGUUGGCGUUGGACGUCAGCACAAAGGCAGGAUUGGAUACACAGGGUGUGUGGGCCGCUUGGGGAAAAACUUGUUUGAAGGUGGGACAUUUAGAACAAGCAAAAGAGAAGUUUCAACAUUGCCUUGAUAAAAUUACACAUGAGGAUCUUGACGAUUGGGUCAUGCUAUUUUAUCCCAAGGAGCUGAUCGAAAGUCCUAAGAAAGAGUUAACGGUAAAAAUGACGCAGUCCACGCAGAAGGAGAACGAAAUAUCGGAUGAGGAAAAACAAGCGUGCAAAACUGAUCACUUGAGAAGAAACGAAUAUUUUAAAUGUCGACCGCUAAAAGAUCCACCAUUGCUAACGGAGAUUCUACAAAUAUUAGAUACUUUAAGCAUUUAUCGAUCCCGAACACAACAUCCAAGUCCGCAAUCCAAGUCUGAUACGGCGCAAGAAAUCCUGCAAACGCUCAAUAGUCUGAAAGCUGUUAGCCAAAAUCAAUUUAACGUUAAAUAUGUAAUACCCGCUAAUCAAACGGUUUAUUAUCAAGAAAGUUUGUAUUAUCUAUUGGCAUACGGAAGUUACACCUCUAUUUUACAAUUUUUCUUGAGACAUAAAGAGUUUGAUAAAUGUCUUGUAUAUAUCUUAGAUAAUAACAUAGAACGUGAUCUAUUUCUUAAUAGAGUUUAUUUGUACUGUUUGAAGAACGGCCACGUUGAGAAACUUCACAAUGCGAUGAGGACGAAAGAUCCUACUUUAAUUACUUGGCGGAAAUAUUUAAUAUCCGUCUGUCAUUUCAUGGAAAGAAAACAAUAUUGGCAUAUUUUAUAUCAGAUACAGCUCUUUAUGAGAGACUAUGUACGAGCAUCGAUAACGUGCAUCCGUUUUUAUACCAAUGAAGCGAAUACUUAUUCAGACUUGCACAACAGGGCGCAUCUGUUACAAGAUGCUCAAAAGCAUUUGGAAUUGGAAUUGCAGACAGAGAGCUUGACUAAAAGAAGAAAAAACAUAAACUUUGAUCACAGCAGUCAAAAUACUUUAAUGAUGGAACCCUCAGAGAUAGACAGACAUAUAAACACUAUAUGCAGACAGAUGGAAAUCGUCAAGUUUCUAACAAACUGUGAAAAAGAGGAAAGAUCUUCAACUGAAUUUUUUAAUCUCUUUCCAGAUAUUGACAGCGAUAAUUUUCAGACACUUCAGUUACCUACAUUAUUUGGCAACCAACAACAGAAGAUACAUCUAGCCGUUUUAGCUAUAUUAUGCGGUCGCGAUAUUGAAGAAGGAUUUGGCAUAGCUUUCAGAAUAAUGCAAGAUUAUAAUCUUCCACAACAGAAGGUGUAUUCUUUAGCUGGCCAUGUGUUAGCUUUAAAAAAUAAUAUAGCUGCAAUUGAGCAAUUGAUCAAGUGUUGCCGUAGCUCUGGAGCACCUAAUGCCCACAUUAUUUCGGAUCAUGUUUUGGCACACUGUGUGAAAUUAUUGUUAACUCAUUCAUACACUGAACAGAUUCCAACAAUCAAACAUCACAUAGAUAUUUUAAUCAGGCUAAUAAUCGACACAGAAUUAAGAAUAAAUGCAUACAUUGAAAAUAAACAACUAAAAGCUGCAUACUUGCUUGCAGUGAAGUAUUCUAGAGCACAAGAUAUAAGGAGGAUCUUAAAAGAAUCAGAUAGACUUGGUCAAAGUGCAAUUAAAGCAAUAUGCUUAAAAUGGCUACAACAAAAACCGAAAAAAUAAGUUUGAAUCUAUUCUGACAAAAAAAAUUGAAAACAAAUAUGUAAUAAUCUAUAUGCAGGAUGUUCAAAAAUUUCGAAAUUUAAAGACUUGCUACUGAAAUGUCUAAUCAAUAAAAAAUUAAUCUUUAUCAGAAAUAAAAAU
Molecule: messenger RNA, 4573 nt
Organism: Atta colombica
Lineage: Eukaryota; Metazoa; Arthropoda; Insecta; Hymenoptera; Formicidae
Gene: Sptz
Product: zinc finger FYVE domain-containing protein 26 homolog
Exons: 9
Coding region: 26-4432 (1468 amino acids)
Biological process (GO): mitotic cytokinesis; double-strand break repair via homologous recombination; regulation of cytokinesis
Cellular component (GO): centrosome; midbody; lysosomal membrane
Molecular function (GO): metal ion binding; phosphatidylinositol-3-phosphate binding
Source: RefSeq, a predicted model, not a curated record